CAACGCCAUUUUUGAGCUUUGGUUUUGGUUCAAGGUUAAGACUAAAAUAUGAGACAAACCCUCAAUUUAAUUUCAAGUCAAGGAUGCAAUCAGCGGCGCCGCUGUGAAUAAUAGGCCAUACACAGCACGCUGAAUCAACGGCAUCACUCGACUCACCGUCACCGACAACAAAUGGCCGAAGCAGUUCUCUUCAACACUGCUGAGGGUAUCAUGAAGAGUUUGGGCUCUCUUGCUCUUCAAGAGAUUGGGUUGCUCUGGGGUUUCAAAGAUGAACUCAAAAAGCUCGGGAACACAGUUUCCACUAUCCAAGCUGUGCUUUUGGAUGCGGAGGAACAGCAGGCCAAGAACCACGCGGUCAAAGAUUGGCUUGGAAAGCUCAAGGAUGCCAUCUACGAAGCCGAUGACUUGCUGGAUGACUACUCCACUCAACUUCUACGGCAACAAGUGAUGACUCGGGAUAACAAGGCAAAACAGGUACGCAUCUUCUUUUCUAAAUCGAACCAGCUUGCAUAUGGCCUUAAACUGGGUCAUAGGAUCAAGGCAGUUAGGAAGAGACUUGAUGACAUAGCAGCUGAUAGGAUCAAAUUUCACUUUACUGAGCGCCUUCUAGGGACACAGUUUGAGCAUAGGAAGAGAGGUGAUACACACUCUUUUGUACGUGAGGAAGAAGUCAUUGGGAGAGAGGGUGAGAAGAAGGCUGUUAAAGAGCUGUUAUUUGAUUCCCAUGUGAAAGAGAACGUUUCCAUCAUUCCUAUUGUUGGGAUUGGUGGACUAGGCAAGACCACGCUUGCUCAAUAUGUGUUCAAUGACGAGGAGGUUCAAAGACAUUUUGAUUUAAGACUGUGGGUGUGUGUCUCUGAUCCUUUUGAUGUGAAAACUAUUGUUCAAAAGAUCAUAGAAUGUGUGACUAAAAGAAGAUCCGAAAGCCUUGAGAUGGAUUUGUUGCAAAAUCAGCUUCGAGCAGAAAUUGAGGGGAAGCGAUAUUUACUUAUUUUAGAUGAUGUGUGGAGCGAGAAUCGUGGUACAUGGUUGAACUUGGAAACACUGUUAUUGGGUGGCCUGAAGGGAAGCAAAGUUUUGAUUACUACACGUAGCAAAAGAGUUGCAGAGAUUACAUGCACAUUGUCACCGUUUUUUUUGGGAGGUCUAUCCGAAAGCAAUUCUUGGGAUUUAUUUAAGAAAAUGGCAUUUAAAGACAAAGAAGAGCCAAAGAAUCCAAAGCUAGGAGAAAUUGGAAGGGAGAUCGUACAAAAGUGUGCACAAGUUCCCCUUGCUAUAAAGAGCAUAGGGUGUCUAUUAUACUUCAAAAAUUCGGUGGAUGAUUGGUUGUACUUUAAAAACAAUGAACUUUACACAAUAACUCAACAAGACAAUGAUAUUCUCCCAAUACUUAAGUUGAGUUAUGAUCAUCUCCCGUCACAAUUGAAGCAAUGUUUUGCAUUUUGUUCGUUGUUUCCAAAAGAUUAUGAAAUCGAGGUGGAGGUGUUGAUUCAGCUAUGGAUAGCUCAAGGCUUUCUUCAUUCAUCAGAUGGAAAUAGACAUCCUGAAGAUAUUGGUCACGAGUAUUUUAUGGAUUUGCUUUGGAGGUCGUUUUUCCAAGACAUACAAAGAAAUGUAUAUGGUGACAUAGAAAGAUGCAAAAUGCAUGACCUUAUUCAUGAUCUUGCACAAUCAGUAUCAGGGGACGAGUGCAUAAUUUCAAAUCCAGAUGCAGAAAAAGUAGUUGAAAGAACUUUCCAUGUGGCAUUUGAUUCUUUAAAUUCAUUACCAGAUAUUCCAGCUCCCUUGCUCAAGGCAGACAGAAUGAGAACGCUUCUUCUGCGUCUUCCAAUAUUUUAUGGAUACGGUUGGUUAGUACUUGAGGGGAAUAAGCCAGUCUAUGAUACACUUAUUUCAAGUUUUAAAUGCUUGCGUGCCUUGAAUUUGAGUGGAUCAAAUAUUCAAGAAGUGUCGAAUUUAAUUGGCAAGUUAAAGCAUUUAAGAUUUCUUGAUCUUUCUUGGAAUGAAGAUAUCAAACUACUCCCCUCUUCCAUAACUCAAUUGCAGAAUUUGCAAACACUAAGACUUGACUUUUGUAGUGGGCUUAAAGAAUUGCCAGAAGACAUUGGAAAUUUCAUCAGCCUUAGACAUCUUACAUUUAAUGGGUGUGACAGCUUGACUCAUAUGUCAUAUGGACUGGGAAAGUUGACUUCUCUUCAGACACUGUCGUCAUACAUUUUAGGGAAGAAAGAAAGUUAUGUCUCCAAAACAAAGGGUGGGCUAGGCGAUUUGGAUGGUUUGAAUGACUUGAGAGGAGAAUUAUGCAUCAAGGGUUUAGAGCACUUGAGAUCAUCUCCAUUAGAAGCCAAUGCUGCAAACUUGGAGAGGAAGCAAUACCUUCGAGGUCUGGUAUUAGAAUGGGGCCCUGAAGCUUGUGACGAUAGUCAUAAGGAAAUUGCAAAUGAUGAACACCUGUUGCAAAACCUUCGGCCACACCUAAAUUUGAAAGGAUUAGAUAUAUAUGGGUAUGCUGGUAUGGGGUUAUCUAGCUGGGUGUCCUCGCUCUCAAAUUUGGUUUUUAUUACCAUAAGCAAUUGUAAAUGGUGCAAUCAUAUCCCACCAUUGGAUCAAUUCCCUUUUCUCAAGCGUCUUAGUCUUACGUACUUAAGUGCACUGGAGUACAUAAGCAAUGAUGGUAGUGACGUAUCGUCUUCGUCCCUCGAAAGUCUCUGGCUUGAGAAUUUGCCUAAGUUGAGGGGAUGGUGGAGAAUGGGGGAAGCAGUAACAGCAGAGCAUGAGCAUGAGCAACAUCAUUAUCUUCCAUUAUUCCCAUCAUUUCCUUGCCUUUCUUCUUUACAUAUCGUGGAUUGCCCUAUGAUGUCCAUAAUAUCAGCCGCAACAACCAAGGCAGCACCAGGGAGCCAAACAACACCCUCCUCUUCCUCUUCCCUUUCCACUCUCUCCAAAUUGAAGUCUCUUCGUCUUGGGGGUUUAGAGGAACUUGAAUCUCUGCCAGAGAAGUGGCUGCAAAAACUCACUUCUCUUGAGACUCUGAAGAUGUGGGGGUGUCGUAAAUUGCAAAUAUCCAUGUCUCCACUCUUUCAACAUCUCAUUGCGCUUGAAGAUCUAUGGCUUUCUAACUGCAGGGAACUUAUCAGCAAUGAGGAUGAAGAGGGCUCACAAUGCCUUGGACCUCCAACACUUCGUCAUCUAUAUGUAGAAAAUGUUACAAGCUUGGUGUCUCUUCCAAGGGAGCUCAGACAUGUUACCACUUUGCAAUGGCUUGACAUUGAGAAUUGUCCUACACUGAGGUCUUUACCGGAGUGGAUAGGCGACCUCACUUCACUUCAGACGCUUCAGAUCCUCGAUUGUCCAAAUUUAAUAUCACUGCCUGAAGGGAUGCAUUGCCUCACCUCCCUACGUCAUUUGACAAUUGCGAGGUGUCCUCGCUUGGAGGAAAGAUGUGAAGAAGGAAUAGGAGAGGAUUGGCCAAAAAUUGCUCACAUCCCCAACUUUUCGAAUCAGCGGUUCUUCUACUAAUCGUAUGGAAUGGAUCCAUAGCCUAAUGCACCAAUUUUUCUUCAGAGAAACAUGCAUAGAAAAGAAUCAAUUCAUGAAAUGGGUGUGAGAAUCAUUGGGGGAUUUCUGCAUUAUGCUCGGAUAUGUUAGCUUCACUUGUAGACAAAACAAUGGACACUAUACAGAGCACUUCCAUGAUGAGGAAGUUUGGGUGAGUAAUGUUGCAUGAAUGACGAUGAGCUGAGCUGCUGAGCCGCUGAGCCUGUAGAAAGGGGACAUUCAGUUAACCAUAUUUUGCAUUUUUAUAUAGUAUUCUGCCUACAAUUUGGUGACACUUUUUAUCGUCAUUUAGAACUUGAAAGAUAUGAUCCAGAAUCAGUUGUCCUUAAAAACCAAGUAACAAGUAUUUUGCAUUUGCUGGUUCUUACACUUGCUUGAAAGAAUUUUAACCCCAAAAGACAGCGUGAACUUCUGUAUUGAAGCUUAUGUAUGAUGCCCUUGAAAUUGAUAGAAUGGGUUGGGGAAAUUGACAGCAUUGCUUCAUUUAUUGUUAUACUAUUUUGAAGAUCCAUUGAUGAGGCCUUUGGGC
This is a messenger RNA of Alnus glutinosa, 4087 nucleotides long. Its product is annotated as putative disease resistance protein RGA3. Bases 172 to 3519 code for a protein of 1115 amino acids. NCBI's taxonomy places the organism in Eukaryota, Viridiplantae, Streptophyta, Magnoliopsida, Fagales, Betulaceae. The transcript is spliced from 3 exons. The record is from RefSeq and is a predicted model, not a curated record. Gene Ontology annotation, biological process: defense response to other organism. Gene Ontology annotation, molecular function: ADP binding.